Blepharisma stoltei is the source of this 204-nucleotide messenger RNA. Lineage: Eukaryota; Ciliophora; Heterotrichea; Heterotrichida; Blepharismidae. The record is from the annotation of a GenBank genome assembly.
AUGAGUGAGUACAAUGAAGCCAAAGAAACUUUAGAAAUCUUGCAUGAGAUUUCUCAAAUAUUAAAUACAGGCCUAGACAAGUCAACUCUUUCGAUUUUAGUCAGUCUUUGUGAAAAUGGAGUCAAUCCUGAAGCUCUUGCAGCUGUUGUUAAAGAACUCAAAAGAGAAGCCGCGGCACUAAAAGCAGGGAGUGGGAAGAGUUAA